Molecule: messenger RNA, 4769 nt
Organism: Cynocephalus volans (Philippine flying lemur)
Lineage: Eukaryota; Metazoa; Chordata; Mammalia; Dermoptera; Cynocephalidae
Gene: EEF1A1
Product: eukaryotic translation elongation factor 1 alpha 1
Exons: 7
Coding region: 32-1420 (462 amino acids)
Biological process (GO): translation; translational elongation
Molecular function (GO): GTPase activity; GTP binding; translation elongation factor activity
Source: RefSeq, a predicted model, not a curated record
UUGUGAAAACCACCGCUAAGUCAAAGCCAAAAUGGGAAAGGAAAAGACUCAUAUUAACAUCGUCGUCAUUGGACACGUAGAUUCGGGCAAGUCCACUACUACUGGCCAUCUGAUCUACAAAUGUGGUGGGAUCGACAAAAGAACUAUUGAAAAGUUUGAGAAGGAGGCUGCUGAGAUGGGAAAGGGCUCCUUCAAGUAUGCCUGGGUCUUGGAUAAACUGAAAGCUGAACGUGAGCGUGGUAUCACCAUUGAUAUCUCCCUGUGGAAAUUUGAGACCAGCAAAUAUUACGUGACUAUUAUCGAUGCCCCAGGACACAGAGACUUUAUCAAAAACAUGAUUACAGGCACAUCACAGGCUGACUGUGCUGUCCUGAUUGUUGCUGCUGGUGUUGGUGAGUUUGAAGCUGGUAUUUCCAAGAAUGGGCAGACCCGUGAGCAUGCUCUUCUGGCUUACACACUGGGUGUGAAACAACUGAUUGUCGGUGUUAACAAAAUGGAUUCUACUGAGCCACCCUACAGCCAAAAGAGAUAUGAGGAAAUUGUUAAGGAAGUCAGCACCUACAUUAAGAAAAUUGGCUACAACCCUGACACAGUAGCAUUUGUGCCAAUUUCUGGUUGGAAUGGUGACAACAUGCUGGAGCCAAGCGCUAAUAUGCCUUGGUUUAAAGGAUGGAAAGUCACCCGUAAAGAUGGCAAUGCCAGUGGAACUACACUGCUUGAAGCUCUGGAUUGCAUCUUGCCACCAACUCGUCCAACUGACAAACCCUUGCGUCUGCCCCUCCAGGAUGUCUACAAAAUUGGUGGUAUUGGUACUGUCCCUGUGGGCCGAGUAGAGACUGGUGUUCUCAAACCUGGCAUGGUGGUCACCUUUGCUCCAGUUAACGUUACAACUGAAGUAAAGUCUGUUGAAAUGCACCAUGAAGCUUUGAGUGAAGCUCUUCCUGGAGACAAUGUGGGCUUCAAUGUUAAGAAUGUGUCUGUCAAAGAUGUUCGUCGCGGCAAUGUUGCUGGUGACAGCAAAAAUGACCCACCAAUGGAAGCAGCUGGCUUCACUGCUCAGGUGAUUAUCCUGAAUCAUCCAGGCCAAAUCAGUGCUGGUUAUGCCCCUGUACUGGAUUGUCACACAGCUCACAUUGCUUGCAAGUUUGCUGAGCUGAAGGAAAAGAUCGAUCGGCGUUCUGGUAAGAAGCUGGAAGAUGGCCCUAAAUUCUUGAAAUCUGGUGAUGCUGCCAUCGUUGAUAUGGUUCCUGGCAAGCCCAUGUGUGUUGAAAGCUUCUCUGACUAUCCUCCUCUGGGUCGUUUUGCUGUUCGUGAUAUGAGACAGACAGUUGCUGUGGGUGUCAUCAAAGCAGUGGACAAGAAGGCUGCUGGAGCUGGCAAGGUCACCAAGUCUGCCCAGAAAGCUCAGAAGGCUAAAUGAAUAUUAUCCCUAAUACCUGCCACCCCAGUCUUAAUCAGUGGUGGAAGAACGGUCUCAGAACUGUUUAUCACAAUUGGCCAUUUAAGUUUAAUAGUAAAAGACUGGUUAAUGAUAACAAUGCAUCGUAAAACCUUCAGAAGGAAAGGAGAAUGUUUUGUGGACCAUUUUUUUUGUGUGUGUGUGGCAGUUUUAAGUUAUUAGUUUUUAAAAAAUCAGUACUUUUUAAUGGAAACAACUUGACCAAAAAUCUGUCACAGAAUUUUGAGACCCAUUAAAACAGAGUUUAAUGAGAAACCUGUGUCUUCUUUUGGUCAGCCCUGGAACUUCAAUAGAAAUGCUUAGGCAAAGGACAUAACAGUUUCUCAUCUAUCGUGUGAGAUAUUUUGCAUGGGAACUGAGUUUUUUCCCACCUGUUUCAAAGGGAGCAGAAUCUUUCAAGGUCUUAGUGUAAAAGUAUGAGUGCUGUGUUGGUUGCAACGCUUGGUUAGGACAGAAGCAAUUUUGUUUACAUGUGAUUUACUUUAGUAAAGCCAAAGGCCACAUAGUACAAAAUCUUGUGUGUAGUUAACAUCAGUAGAGUAGAAUUUCAAAUUUCAGUUUUCUAAUUUUUGGAAUGUGCAUUUUUCAUUAUUGCAAACAUUGUAGCAGUUGAGCCUUAAAUGUGAGGUUUAUAGAGUGUUGGGUAGUACCCCGCUUCUAGGAAAAAUAAUAGUGGAAGCUGAGUGUGUUUACUGUCAUGAGAAAUAGAAACCUAAUUUGAAAAGGCAUUAAAUCUAAAGUGUAAGAUUACGUGAAAAGUUAACAUUGCCGAACUAGAGAUGUAAACACAAAGUUUGAAGUACAGUGGUAAAUAUUAAAGCCUAAGUGAGGGGAAGAACCCAUUUUGAAAGUUCCACUAAGUGCUAUCCAAAAGUUUCUGGGAACAAGGCAGUAAUAGAAAAGUAGUACUUAAAACAUUAACGGUCAUAAUUUGGUAGCUAAAAAUUGGCAAAGUGGACAAGAUUAAUUACUGCUGAGAUAAUUGGUAUCUUGUCAGUUGUCUGGCAGAACUUGAGGUGCUGGUUGAUCACUAGCAAUGAAUGGUGAUCAUAGGCUUAACAGGUAGUGGGUCUUUUUGACAACUAAGGAAACCAGUCUAUUAAAGUACCUGGUUUUGGCCAGUUAAGUGAAUCUUAACACUUGUGCAUUUGAAAACAUUUUGGCAAAAUGACAUAAGAUAUGUGUUCGACAAGGCAAAUUUAUGCUAAGCAGAGUUUAAGGGGGUUCAAGAGACAAGGCUUUAUAGCCACUAGCAACAUGGAAUAUCUUGGCCAAAAUUCAAAAAGUACCCCAUUGAUGUAAAGUGGCCAUAGAUAAAACUCAAAUUAUAGUUGAAUUGUUAUCUACCUAAUUUAAGCUUAUAUCUGGGUAAAAUGCUUUCCUGCUGACAUUGAUGGGGGCUGUAAACUGAAUGACUAAAAGUUUUGUCCUCAGUUUCAUGAGUUAACUUGGCCCCAUGUUCAGAGUACUGCCUAUCUACUUGAUUAUAAAAGAAAAGGUAGGUAAAGUCCUUCAGAUUGUAAAAGAAAAGGUAGGUAAAGUCCUUCAUAGCUGGAUAAUAGAGGAUAGCUGAAAAUGGAAGAUUGACAAACCUGUAGGAUUUAUCACUUACCCUCAAAGAAUUAGGUUUUAACUGGAACAUUGCUACCACCAGUAGAGUCCCAGAAACCUUGAGGUUAAUUGUAUACUGAGAUUCAUUUAUGAAGCCCAGUACAUGGAUGCUUCAAACAGUUGUCUGUUUUGAGCACCACCUACUGGUAAGUCAUUACAAAUGAGCUUAAGACAAUGGGUGAAAUUUUAAACGGAUGAAAUAGUAUUUUCUCUACAGUAAUUAUUGUUUGAAUUUAUUAAAAGCAAGAUAUUUUUGAAUGGUUUUCAAAGGUGAAAAACUUAAUACCUCAAACUAGUGCUUGACUUUAGGUUGUCUGGCUAUAUGUUAUGGUUAUAAGUAACCCCAGAUGUGGACUUGUUAAAAUCUGCUGCUAGGAAUUCUGUUGUAAUUUCAGAAUAUGAAAGGAGGGGCUGGCCAGUUAGCUCGGUUGGUUAGAGCAUGGUGUUAUAAUAAUAUGGAUCCCCUUACUGGCCAGCUGCCCUCCCCCCCAAAAAGAGAUGUGGUUAGCUUUUGUUUUUUCUCAUUGCUCAUCCUAUUCCCAGAAUAGGAAAUCCAAAAUUACUGGUUUUGGGCCAUGUCAGAAGUCAGUAUUAGGCCCCUACUUUUCCCACAGUAGUAGGAAUAUUUGAUAUUUACCUCCCAAAUCUCAGAUGCAUCAGGCCUCAGCUAUGACUCAGAAACUCGGUAUUCUAGUGGAACACAGUUUGUUCUGAACUACCAUCAAUUUGGUGUCAUUGCUUUCUUCAAAGAAUGUUGACAACUUUAAUAGACCAUAAUUUUAGCAUUGGUCAGUGAUUACAUUUCAAACUUAAGGUUUUAGUGACUCCAUUUAUAGAACGUGAUGUUUAUCCUUUGCUCUGAUGUGAUUAUUUGCAGCUCAAGACACAGUGCUGGGAGGCUAGUUGGUUAGCUCCCUGGGUUAGAGUGUGAUGUCAUAACACAAUGUGAAGCAUUCCUACCAGCCAGCUGCCUCACCCCCAAAAAACAAGUAUGUGAAGUGAAAAGUAUAGAAGGAAAUGCUAUUUACCUUGGACUGCUCUUAGAAGGGCCAUAGAUCUAAGAAUUUGGAGUUCGGCUUGCCUCUGGGAAAUAGACCAUGACAACAAAGAUAAUGUUAGGUUAAGGUUGCAGUAACUUAGAUUAAGAAUACUUCAAGCAAGAGAUUUACAAGUCUUGCUCAUUUUAAAUUUAUUGGGGGGGGGGCAGCUGGCCAGUAUGGGAUUCAAAUCCUUGACCUUGGUGUAAUAACACCCCACUAGCCAACUGAGCGCUCUCCAACCUCCCAUUUUUUAAAUUAAGGUAUUUACAUAAACUAAAAUUCAUCUUUUAAGGUAUGUACUUUGCAAGUUUUGACAAACAUACAGUUCAUCACAAAAUAGAGAGUAGUUGUCAUCCCCCAACAUUACCCGUUGCCCCAUUGUAGUCAACCCCUCUCCUCUACUCCUAGCCCUUGGUAACCGCUGAUCUAUUUUCUAGGCUUAUAAUUUUGUUUUUGUAAGAGUCGUUCCUGGACCUUAAUAGCCUUUUAAGUCUGGCCUCUUUCACUUAGCAUGAUGCAUUUGAGAUUCAUCCAUUUUGCAUAUAUCAAUAAUGUGUUUAUUUUUUCGUGAAUGUAAGACAGUCCAUGUAUUCUUUCCCAGCUGAGGGACAUUGGGUUUCCAGUUUUCAGCAAUUAUGAAUAAAGCUGCUAUAACCAUA